Molecule: messenger RNA, 534 nt
Organism: Histoplasma mississippiense
Lineage: Eukaryota; Fungi; Ascomycota; Eurotiomycetes; Onygenales; Ajellomycetaceae
Exons: 2
Source: RefSeq, a predicted model, not a curated record
CAAGAGUACCCAGACAUUGCGCCAUGGUACCAGAUACGGUCCCACAGACGGGGAGAGCACCAAGGCACUCCACAGCAUGAUCCUGCAUGGUGGAAGUCCCACCUCCAGUCCUAUCUACAGAGGCUCAUCCAGAGCAAGCAUGAUGCCAUCCAGUCACUGAAGUUCGCCCAACGGUCCCGCCAGUGGCAGAGUGGUCCACAGCCAGUACAGAAGAUAGCUAACACCGAGCCGGAUUCUGAUCCUGAGUCACUGAGCCAGCAGUAUAUCCAGGAGGUAAAGCAGCUCCAGGCUCUGAAGAAACAAGAGCGGAAGGUGUGGGAAUAUAACACCCGAUAUAUGCAUCAUUGGCAGCAUAUGAAAUCACUGCAGCAACAGUCUCAGAGCAGUGCCAGCAGUCGAUGGUCUGCACAAGAAUGGAAGAGCUUCCAGGAACAGUUUCAACGGGCGCGGCAUCGGGCACAGAAGUAUGAGUAUCAGCUGAGAAAGUCCACCCACAAGAUCACUGAGCAGUACUCCUCUGAUGAAUGUUAUUAG